AGUGUCCUCAGUGAGGUUUGAGCAGGCCGGACGAGACAGAAGCCCCAGGGGCCUUCAAGGUCACUCCGGACGCCCCCUCACUGACCCUCCAAGAGCCCCUUGUCCCCUGCUCUGCCUUCCGCAACCCCUGGCUUGAGACUCAGCAUGGCGGACCGGAGCGGCGAUGCGGCGGAGGACCCGCCUCCCGCGCCACCCCCUGUACGACGCCGCUCCUCAGCCAACUACCGCGCCUACGCCACGGAGCCGCACGCCAAGAAAAAGUCUAAGAUCUCCGCCUCGAGAAAACUGCAGCUGAAGACCCUGAUGCUGCAGAUUGCGAAACAGGAGCUGGAGCGGGAAGCCGAGGAGCGGCGAGGAGAGAAGGCGCGUGCUCUGAGCACGCGGUGCCAGCCUCUGGAGCUGGCCGGGCUGAGCUUCGCGGAUCUGCAGGACUUGUGCCGACAGCUCCACGCCCGCGUGGACAAGGUGGAUGAGGAGAGAUAUGACGUGGAGGUGAAAGUCACUAAGAACAUCACAGAGAUCGCAGAUCUGACCCAGAAGAUCUUUGACCUUCGGGGCAAGUUUAAGCGGCCCACUCUGCGUAGAGUGCGGAUCUCUGCGGAUGCCAUGAUGCAGGCACUGCUGGGGACCAGGGCUAAGGAGUCCCUAGACCUGCGGGCCCACCUCAAGCAGGUGAAGAAGGAGGACACGGAGAAGGAAAACCGGGAGGUAGGAGACUGGCGCAAGAACAUCGAUGCGCUGAGUGGAAUGGAAGGCCGCAAGAAAAAGUUUGAGGGCUGAGCAGGCCUGUGCACAGCCCUGGCCCUGGCCCUGAGGAUGGACCCGAGGAAUAAAGCUUCUCUCUGAGCUG
Messenger RNA from Lipotes vexillifer (Yangtze River dolphin), 850 nucleotides. It is a transcript of the gene TNNI3, whose product is annotated as troponin I3, cardiac type. Bases 145 to 780 code for a protein of 211 amino acids. Gene Ontology annotation, cellular component: troponin complex. Lineage: Eukaryota; Metazoa; Chordata; Mammalia; Artiodactyla; Lipotidae. Gene Ontology annotation, biological process: cardiac muscle contraction; skeletal muscle contraction. The transcript is spliced from 8 exons. The record is from RefSeq and is a predicted model, not a curated record.